This is a messenger RNA of Pangasianodon hypophthalmus (striped catfish), 8136 nucleotides long. It is a transcript of the gene grk3, whose product is annotated as G protein-coupled receptor kinase 3. Bases 2464 to 4530 code for a protein of 688 amino acids. The record is from RefSeq and is a predicted model, not a curated record. NCBI's taxonomy places the organism in Eukaryota, Metazoa, Chordata, Actinopteri, Siluriformes, Pangasiidae. The transcript has 21 exons. Gene Ontology annotation, molecular function: G protein-coupled receptor kinase activity; ATP binding; G protein-coupled receptor binding. Gene Ontology annotation, biological process: regulation of signal transduction; protein phosphorylation; G protein-coupled receptor signaling pathway.
UCCUGCUAGCGGGAGUUAACAGUUCAGCUCCACACUCCUGCUAGCGGGAGUUAGCAGUUCAGCUCCACACUUCUGCUAGCGGGAGUUAGCAGUUCAGCUCCACACUCCUGCUAGCGGGAGUUAGCAGUUCAGCUCCACACUCCUGCUAGCGGGAGUUAGCAGUUCAACUCCACACUUCUGCUAGCGGGAGUUAACAGUUCAGCUCCACACUUCUGCUAGUGGGAGUUAGCAGUUCAGCUCCACACUCCUGCUAGCGGGAGUUAGCAGUUCAGCUCCACACUCCACCGCGCCGGAAUCCAGUUCGUGUUUUUUUGCGGCGCGUUCACACUAAGAGGAAGUGCAGCUCCUGAACAGCUUCUACUGCAACAGUAGAAAAUCUACUUCACAGCGAGCUGUGGUUGGUCAGAUAACCGAGCAAAUACAUAUUCAGCGAAGUAUUUAUAUAUUUUCCUCGGAUCGAAGAUUUCGAGGGACAGCUUUUUUAAAACAACUCUGUAUAUUCAAACCGUUUGAGAACCGUUGAGUGCUUUGAGGUUGUAAGGAUUUUGUGAACUAUGCUGGACGGCCGUGAACAGUUUGAAGCCUUUUUCAGCAACUCAAAUGCGGAUGCGUCGCGCUAACAGCUGAGUCGGGGACUUGAAGAUGAGAAGCCAGAACACCAAGAGUUUCUUUCCUUUCUAAAGAACUUUCUGAAAGCUGGAUGUGUGUCAGUGUGUGGGAUUUUAUCAGCGGAGGUUUUGGUCUUGAAACAGGCUAACAGCGUCGACAUGAAUAUUUAGUUUCGCUAACUGUCGAGCGAGCUAAGAGGCGGUUAUCGUUUUUGGAUAGCCAGCUAAGUGAGUUAGCCAUGAAAAUGAAGUUCCGCAAGAGUUAGAUUUGUGGUUUGCAAGGUUUGUUCGCCAAAGCCAGCCGCAUUUCUUUCUUUGAGGCUGAACCGUCGUAGGUCCGUUUUACAUAUGCUGACACCGACCAGUUUGGAAGUAAACGGUAGCACUUAGAAGUUGUAUUUAGUCGCAUUAAUUGUUGGUGAGAGUCGCGAAGCGAGCUAACAUCGAGCUAAUUUCCUUUGGAGCGCCCCCUCACCCUUCACCAGGUAGUCACUCGUAAAGCAAUAAUACAAAACCAUGUAAUUAGUUUCCCGCUGCGUAGCGUUCAGUCCAAAUCCACUUUCUACUGUUGCUGCUGAUGGGUAUGUGGCAGAUUUGCACAAGGGUGAGAAUGCGGGGGUUGUAAACUUUUAGCUACGAUUUGACACUGCAUAUUUUAAACUGUUUGCUCGACAGCCUGUGAGAUUCAUCUGUAUUGUAAAUAUAGAGCUAUCUCGUAGAACGGGAUAAACUCAGAUGUUAGAUGUGACGGCACCUUUCUCUGUUGUCGAGCAAAAAAAAUGGAGGAGCGAUAGCUGCCGUUGAUGGAGCUGCUAUCUAGUGCUGCAUUUGAGAAAAAAACAGUUAAAGCCUCAGCAGUGAUAUAUAACUAGAUAAACAGGCAGCCCACACGCCUGCUUGGCUAGUUUUCAGAGCCGGAUAUAGGGAGCUAGCGUGUUAACCAGCUCGUCGAUAGCCAUUAUUUUAUCUUGUCAACAAGGUCUGGUCGGUAAAGCCGUAGAAAUCGACCAUUCGGUUCAUCUUGGCCAGAGAGGUGCACUGGGAGACAGAGAAGCGUGUUUAAGAAGCGCGUCGUUUCACUGGUAAAAUAUCUGUUUAGAUUUAACCGAAAUUGAAGCGAAACAGCGUUAGCUAGCUCCCAGUCGUCGCCCAUUUUCAUAUUUUUUUUUACUCCUUCUAAGUGAGCUGGUUUGUUAUUUACCAGUUGAACUGUAAACACGGCGUUUGUAUAUACAGGUACAGGUCUUAUAGUUGUUGUUUUAACGUGUGCGUUAUUUUACACCUCCUGUGUUUAGGUUUUAUUGAAGGCGAGCCGCCCGUUCCGGAGCCGUGCCCGGGUUACGGCUCGCUUACCCGGGCUAGCUGGAUUAGCCAGCUAACAGCAUUCUGAUGUGUGAAUUUACGUUUGAACACUUGGCUCGAUUUUGACAGUCUUAACCAGCAGGUGGGUUCUCGCAAUACGCUCACUGCAAGGGGUGGGGGGCCGAAAGGGAAAAAUUGAAUAAAAAAUAUUCCUGUAAUAUCUAGGUAGGAUUGGAUUGGUUGCACUUGCGUUCACGCUGCAGUUUUUACAGUUAGAAAUCCCACCGCAAAUCAACACUGCUGCUCACAGUAGAGACUGUGUUUCCCUCUUCGCAUCAGUCUUGUGUUAUUUGUUAGAAUGACUGGUUUGUGAAGAUCGGCGAAUCGAGACGGAAGAAGACGGACGGGCUUGAUCGAUGCUCGCCCAGGACUCCCGCACUGCCGCCGUGCUGUUGGUUUUGUGUUGAUUAGCCCGCUGGUUUUCGCGAUUUCUUUGUGUCCGUAACAUUCCCGCGGCUGUUUCUGCAUCGAUUCGAUUGAGCCACGGUUGAAGAUGGCGGACCUAGAGGCAGUUCUCGCCGAUGUCAGCUAUUUGAUGGCGAUGGAGAAGAGCAAAUCGACUCCAGCGGCCCGAGCAAGCAAGAAAAUCAUUCUCCCUGAACCCAGUAUUCGGAGUGUGAUGCAGAAGUACUUGGAAGAGAGAGAUGAGCUCACUUUUGACAAAAUCUUCAACCAGAAGAUUGGGUUCCUGCUGUUCAAGGAUUUCUGUAUGAAUGAAAUAGACGAGGCCGUUCCCCAGCUGAAGUUCUAUGAAGAGAUUAAAGAAUAUGAGAAGUUGGACUCUGAGGAGGAGAGACUAAGUCGCAGUCGGCAGAUAUAUGAUGGCUACAUAAUGAAGGAGCUCCUGUCAUGUUCACAUCCUUUCUCUAAGAAAGCAGUGGAUCAUGUCCAGUCUCACCUGGCUAAGAAACAGGUGCCCCCAGCCCUCUUUCAGCCAUACAUUGUUGAAAUCUGUGACAGCCUGCGAGGAAAGAUCUUUCAGAAGUUCAUAGAAAGUGACAAAUUUACUCGUUUCUGCCAGUGGAAGAAUGUAGAGCUAAAUAUCCAUUUAACAAUGAACGAUUUUAGUGUUCAUCGGAUCAUUGGUAGAGGUGGCUUUGGAGAGGUGUAUGGCUGCAGGAAGGCAGACACAGGAAAAAUGUAUGCCAUGAAGUGUUUGGAUAAGAAGCGAAUUAAGAUGAAGCAGGGUGAAACCCUGGCACUCAAUGAGAGAAUCAUGCUGUCUUUGGUCAGCACAGGGGACUGUCCAUUUAUUGUGUGUAUGACGUAUGCUUUCCAUACCCCUGAUAAGCUGUGUUUCAUCCUGGACUUAAUGAAUGGUGGCGAUCUCCACUAUCAUCUUUCUCAACAUGGAGUAUUUAGUGAGAAGGAAAUGCGCUUCUAUGCAGCAGAAAUUAUCCUGGGUUUGGAGCACAUGCACAAUCGUUUUGUUGUCUACCGAGACCUUAAGCCUGCCAACAUCCUCUUAGAUGAGCAUGGCCAUGUCCGCAUCUCUGACUUGGGCUUGGCCUGUGAUUUCUCUAAGAAGAAACCCCAUGCCAGUGUGGGCACCCAUGGCUAUAUGGCACCAGAGGUUCUGCAAAAAGGGACAGCAUAUGAUAGCAGCGCUGACUGGUUUUCACUGGGCUGCAUGCUGUUUAAACUUCUGCGAGGGCACAGUCCAUUCCGGCAACACAAGACCAAAGAUAAACAUGAGAUUGACCGCAUGACACUUACUAUGAAUGUAGAGUUGCCAGACUCCUUCUCGUCUGAACUCAAGGCUCUGCUGGAAGGACUGCUACAAAGAGAUGUGGCUAAGAGGUUGGGCUGCCAGGGUCGGGGGGCUUCAGAAGUGAAGGAACAUCUGUUCUUCAAAGGAAUCGACUGGCAACAGGUCUAUCUCCAGAAGUAUUCUCCGCCACUGAUUCCUCCUCGUGGAGAAGUGAAUGCUGCUGACGCCUUCGACAUUGGCUCUUUUGAUGAGGAGGACACCAAAGGCAUAAAGCUGCUGGACAGUGAUCAGGAGCUGUAUAAAAACUUUCCCCUGGUGAUCUCAGAGCGCUGGCAGCAGGAGGUGGCCGAGACAGUGUAUGAGGCAGUCAACAGUGACACAGAUAAGAACGAGGCACGCAAGCGAGCCAAGAACAAGCAGCAAGGCCACGAGGAGGACUAUGCGCUGGGCAAGGACUGCAUCAUGCAUGGCUACAUGCUGAAGCUUGGAAACCCAUUCCUGACUCAGUGGCAGCGCCGAUACUUCUACCUGUUUCCUAACCGUGUAGAAUGGAGAGGAGAGGGCGAGUCUAGGCAAAACCUGUUAACAAUGGAGCAGAUAGUGAAUGUUGAGGAGACACAGAUCAAGGACAAGAAAUGCAUCCUGCUGAGGAUCAAAGGAGGCAAACAGUUUGUCCUGCAGUGUGAGAGUGACCCAGAGUUUGUACAAUGGAAGAAGGAGCUGAACGAAGCAUUCACAGAGGCUCAGAAGCUGCUGCGUCGUGCUCCCAAAGUAAUCGGCAAGAGCCGUGCCGGCAUGGUGGAACUGGCCAAACCACCACUCACACACCGCAACAGCAACGGCCUGUGAGCCACUGUUGUCUUUUGCCCCAACCCUUCCUCAUAAUCAUGCAUCCUUUUACACUUGCAGACAAUGCACCACCUGUUUCAGCUUACCCUCCAUCUUCGCCACAACCAAUGCAGCAUCUAAAUGUCUAAAUGACAGUCCUCCACAUGGCCUGUCUGGAGUUCUACUUGACCAUAACUCUUGUUUCGUCUGUCUAGCACACGCACACUCACCCACUUACAGAUUGAUGCACUGGGGCAGUUGCCAUUCCUGGACAACAGUGAAGGACCAAUGUUAAUGUCAGUGCUGAAUGAAGACAUUUAUAUGGACAAGAAUGAACACAAAUGAGGCAUAUGGUGACAUUGUGUCCUUGCUCUUUUCCCUACCUUUCAUCUCUUUCUCUUUUAAUCUGUGAACUUCCUCCUCCUUACUCAGUGUUUUUUCCCAGGCAGGGCCUGGCAUCAGCUGUCCCCUACCCAAGCACACAUGUACAUAGACUGGAGUGUGGUGCUGUGGGAAGCUGAAUCCUGUGCUCCUGCUGCUCUUCCCUCUACUGUGAAUGUGUUGGUCUCUGUAUGCUCAGGAUGAAGCUCUGUGUGAAGAUGCAGGUAGUGGGCCACAUGGGUCCAUGCAUGCAAAGAUAGUGGGCUGCAUGCUGUUCUAAGUCAGCAUUGAUGCCGCCACAGUGGAGGCGGGUAGAAUGUCUUUCUGUCCUAACUUCUACAGCUCGUUAUGAAUCAAAUGAAAUUAUGACAGUGCUGAGGUCUAGUCUGAUGUAAUGUCUUACAAACUAGAUUUUAGGACAUUGCCUCUAUUGUUAUACCUUUUUGUAAUAGCCAGGGCCACUUUGAUUGGCUCAUUUCUUGAAAUACAUUAUGGCUGACUUAUAGCAUAACUAGAUGUUGGAGGGCAGGGUUGCCUAACUGCAGUCCUGGAUAACCAUUGUCCAGCAUAUUUUCCCUGCUCAAAGACACCUCUUGCAACUCACCAGUUUAUGAAGAGGGUUAGGAGGGUUAAAAAAAAAAAAAAAUUAUAAAAAAAAAAAAAAAUUUAAAAUCUGCUUGAUUCCAGCUCGUAAAGACUGCAGCUGGAUGCCCCUGCCUUUAAGAUUCUGUUUUCUUUUAAAUGCAUACUGAUUGGUGGACUGUGGUUGGUGGCCUGUUGGACUCCACCCACUCCACCUCCCUUCUCUCUACUCAAAGCAGUUUGUCAACAAUUCCAUUAUGAUGUUCUGCACUGAGGAAAUUGUCAGUGAUCAAGGAUGCACUCUUUCGUGAGAUAAGAGUUCUAAUUAAAUGAGUGUGAAAUUUGGUAUUCAGCCCUUUGAGGGAUCAGAAUCAAUUUAUGUUGCUGAGUGAGCACUUGCAUGCAGCAGUGUGUAUUUUAUGUGUGCAUGUAUGUGUGUUUGGUCACUUGAUUGUGACAGGGCCUAAAAAAUGUGGCCAGUGAAAGCAUCAGUACACGUCAUUCCCUUCGUCGUGCUAUUGUGUGCCUCAAGAGGGAGAUAUUUCACUGGUUCAUAAUGGAAGUGAGAUGCCACACUCUUUUCCCAUGCUGCCUCAAGCCCACUGCACCUUCUCCAAACCCUGAACCCCAUCCCUGCUUACUGAAGUGCAAAAAGUGCCAACACAGAGAGGAUUCUUCAAGCCAAGUCUGUUUGACUUCAGUGUGACUCCAGUGUAAAUGAUGGGGAAAGAACCAAAACAAACUGCAUUUUCCCUGUUUCACUUGUCCACCUUCUCCAGGAAUGCUCUGAUAGACAAAAAUGUGCAACACGGUGAAAAGACAGAUUGGAAAUGUAAGGAGCAUUGCACAGUCCUGAUCUGACUCUAUAUGUAAGAACCAGUCCUUUUCCUGUGCAUCUACAGUAUACUCUUCUUGAAAGAUGUUUGCAUAUAUGGGGGAUUAUUCAGUCUGCCUGUCUGUGUUUCUGUUCCUUUGUCUUCGCUUUGGGGAAAGGGUGAGUUGAGUUUGAUGGCUUUCCAAUUGUUCAUGCAUACCUCAAGAUGAGGUGCAAGUGAGGAAAGCUGAAUGAAAGCAGAAUGGCUUCUCUCAUAGUGAGGUACACGGUUCUCAUCUGGGUCACACCCUGCAUGUGUCAGUGUUGCCAUCAUCCAUCUGCAGGUAGACAGACUGUUAACAUCAGCAGUGCACAUACGUGUUAAUAUCCUACCCAAAGUGAGGAAAUUCACAAAGGUUAAAGGUGAGCUACAGGGACAGUUGGGGGGAGAAACAAACUUAAACCAUUUGUUGUAAUGCUUGAUUUCAGUAUAGUUUUAAUUUUUUUAUAUUGUUUUGAAUGUGACAAAAUGCAAAUUUCUAAUAGAAUUUGUGAAAGAUGUGCAUUUUUGACUGGCAGAAAAGAGCACAUCCAAAAGGCAGUUUUGAAAAGUGAAUUUAGCUUUUUUGUUUGUUUGUAUAUUUCAGGUUUUCCAUGCAAUAGCUUUUUUAAGUGGUUCUUGUCCAUGUUUUUUAAAAGGAGACUUUGAUUUGCAUGUGACCCUGAGUUUUGCAAGUCUUUGCUUUUAAGUGUCAAGGAGGUGCCAUCCUAGAGGAAGAUUGACUUUUUGAGGGUCUUGUUUGAAAAACCAAAAUAGUUUGAACAUUUGAGUUAAAUCAUCAAAUCAACUAUCUGACAAAAAUGUGCCAAAAGACUGUAGGUAAUUGUCCCGAAUCAGAACUUUUUUUGCUGUGCAGCCUGCAAUGAGAGCAAUUCACCAUUUACAUUCCCUUCAGGCCAAAAUUGGUACGUUUUACAGGUGAAUAAACAUGAGUUUGAGGAAAGGUACAAAAGUGUGACCAAAUUUAGGUGGUCCAGUGGGAAGAGACUCGGAUGUCACGAACACACUGAAAAGUGGCUAUCCACCAAGCGACCAGCCAUCACUGGCACCUGUCAAGAAAGGCAUUUUUACUCACCCAGUUCUCAAAGAUGAAGCACCUCCACCAAUCCUGAAUAUUCAUGUUUUAUUCAGGUGUUUUUGUAUUUUAUUUUUAUUUUAGCUUUUUACUCACUAUGUUGUUGAUUGCCUCAUUCAAAUGCUUGUGUGUCUGUUUUGUAGGGGUAAGUUUGUCUGGCAAAAGCAGGUAUCAAAAUGGCAGGUAACAAAAGACAACAAAUAGGAAAAAUUAAAGUAAAAAUAUAUAUGUAUAUGAAAUGACAAAUGAUUUAGGUUUAUUUAAAGGGUAAAUAUUGAAAGAAAAACCUGGGAUGGGAUUGGGUUAAAUGUGAGUUUCAAAUAUUUGUGGUGAAGAAUCAGCUCAGAUCUUGCACAUAAAUUUAGAUAGUGUAUCUACAGAUUAUUAUUUUUGUCUGUUUAUUGCAAGAUUCUCUUGGUUUCUUUCAUAUUUAUUGUCUGGCUGGGGAGCUAAUCCCUCUGUGCUAACUAUACAUGUACGUGGGUUUUGCUAGAGCACGGAGCUGUAGAAGGUUCUGGUUUACAGUUACCACAAACUUUUUUUUUUGUGCCACAAGCAAGCGCAAGUACUACUGUAUAGGUUAUUACCAAUAAAAUUAAGGCAGUUAUUAUUAUUGUUGAAGAUAACCAGUAAUUAUUUUUCCCCCAGAGAAGGUAGAAACAUGUGUUGGACUGCCAAUUAAAAGUUCAGAAAUAAAAGCCCUUUUUUCGUGUU